Trichosporon asahii var. asahii CBS 2479 is the source of this 396-nucleotide messenger RNA. RefSeq lists its product as uncharacterized. The coding region runs from base 1 to 396 and encodes 131 amino acids. The record is from RefSeq and is a predicted model, not a curated record. NCBI's taxonomy places the organism in Eukaryota, Fungi, Basidiomycota, Tremellomycetes, Trichosporonales, Trichosporonaceae. The transcript has a single exon.
AUGACUCUACUUCACGCUGCUAAUCUCAUUUUGGCGACAUCUUCCUCGCGUGUCUUCAUGCGUACACCUCCAGCAGCCUCUCCACCGCUUUCUCCCGUAUCCGCCGCCGACCAGUCCCCCAUUCCUUCCCCGCCGAUUGAGGCUGGAUCACUCGGCCUCCCAGCACCUCCGUCUACGCAACUGUCUCCGCAGUAUGUCAUCUCCAUUGUUGACAUUCUCUCCUGUCUCGCUCGGUACAGCCAGGCCAAGCUCGGUCCCCUGGAUCUCAGUGACGCGCAAGACUCGUGGGAGAUGUCGCCCGACAGCAUUAGCAAGCGCCGCCGCCGCGCGAGCAGUACCUCGGCGUUCGCCGGCUUUGAGACAUGGCGCUGGGCCAACAACCCUAUGAAUGGGUAG